AUGAAUCAUCAAUACGGCGAAGAUCAAGAUCGGGUAAGCGUGGCUGGUUUCGAUGUCCCCGACUCGCCCGACUCGAGCUACACUAGCGCCUCGUACCCGGGGAACGAAGACGAGGGGCGGGACCCACCGGCCUUGCCGCCCCACCUUCAGCACACCCUCUUGAACCGCCCUGUGGAUCCCGACUGGGGAUCUGCGGCCCCACAAAACGUGACAGUGAAUCACCUCUACAUAGAAAACAGGGAGACACCUAGGUCGGUUGUGGGCCUUGGGGUCACCCACCGUUUCCGUUCGAAAUACGUGACGGUCGUGCUCUACAAGCCCGUUCGAAAUACGUGA
Striga hermonthica is the source of this 336-nucleotide messenger RNA. Lineage: Eukaryota; Viridiplantae; Streptophyta; Magnoliopsida; Lamiales; Orobanchaceae. The record is from the annotation of a GenBank genome assembly.